UUGUCACGUGGUUCCAUCCAAAAGAAUACAUCCGGUUAUUUCCGAGUCCCUCCUUCCCCAACACCGUUUACGAUGAGCAACGCCUGGCGUAGCGUAUUUUCAUUCAACAAGUACAGCGAAAUUGCUGCUCGCGCCGUCCGCGCUUCCUUGAAGGAAGAUCAACGUGUGCUCGCCGAAAAACGGGGGCUUACAGCCUUGAGAUACCAGAAGUGGGAGAACGGUCAAGGUGGUCAGCAGGUACUCUUGAAGCCCGAAGCUGAGACGAAGUAAGCUCGGGUAGAACUGGAUGUAUCGCAGAAACUCACAAAUGUGACAAAAUCUGAAUUUCUUUACGUUCUCUAUCUCGAUACCGUCGGAGAAUUUUAAGCGCAUCUGGACUACAACAAUUGAGAGAGAAUCGGCGUCAUGAAACACAUCAUACGGUCCUGACUCCUCGGGGGCGCUUCUCUUCAAUGCUACGCUCUAGUUGAUCUGGUCUUGUCUGAACUUCUAUAGGAAAAGUCGUGGGAAACUUUACUCCUUCUCUAGUCCAGAGGACGUCUGGCUACCAACAAGGGUGUCGGAAAUUUUGCUGCCGUUGAUUCUCUCGUCUCAAACUUCUGCUUCGUAAUAU
Messenger RNA from Desarmillaria tabescens, 613 nucleotides. Its product is annotated as mitochondrial ATP synthase epsilon chain-domain-containing protein. Bases 73 to 270 code for a protein of 65 amino acids. Gene Ontology annotation, molecular function: proton-transporting ATP synthase activity, rotational mechanism. Gene Ontology annotation, cellular component: mitochondrial inner membrane. The transcript is spliced from 4 exons. NCBI's taxonomy places the organism in Eukaryota, Fungi, Basidiomycota, Agaricomycetes, Agaricales, Physalacriaceae. Gene Ontology annotation, biological process: proton motive force-driven mitochondrial ATP synthesis. The record is from RefSeq and is a predicted model, not a curated record.